Periophthalmus magnuspinnatus is the source of this 4723-nucleotide messenger RNA. It is a transcript of the gene ppip5k1b, whose product is annotated as diphosphoinositol pentakisphosphate kinase 1b. Gene Ontology annotation, biological process: inositol metabolic process; inositol phosphate biosynthetic process. The record is from RefSeq and is a predicted model, not a curated record. Lineage: Eukaryota; Metazoa; Chordata; Actinopteri; Gobiiformes; Gobiidae. The coding region runs from base 222 to 3875 and encodes 1217 amino acids. The transcript is spliced from 31 exons. Gene Ontology annotation, molecular function: inositol hexakisphosphate kinase activity; 5-diphosphoinositol pentakisphosphate 1-kinase activity; diphosphoinositol pentakisphosphate kinase activity. Gene Ontology annotation, cellular component: cytosol.
CGGUGACCUCAAAGAGAAGUUAGACCCGAGUCUGGACCAAAUCAAAGAACUCGGUCCGGACCUGAUCCGGACCUGAUCCGGACCUGCACCCGAACCGGACACGAGCACGGGACCGGGCACGCGCUCAGAACUUUGCUGCGCUCUGAUUGGCCUGUUGAUGACUCACCUGGACUCUGACCUCACCUGUCGGGGGUGGAGCCUGCUACCAUGAUGUCAGCGUGAUGUCAAAGCGGGGACGGGGCUUCGUGUUGGGCUGUGAGGAGGACGAUGGCGACGCGCAGACAGGUGAGACAGGAGUGACAGAAUUGGCCCAGAACGUUGAGGAUUUGAGAGGAACACUGAAGACAAACAUGGACCAGGAAAUGGAACCCGGUCUAGACCAGGUUCUGAACAAGGACCCGGGUCUAGACCAGGUUUUGAACCAGGACCCGGGUCUAGACUCGGGGGACUCUGUAGACCUGGAGGACCUUGAGGACUAUGAGCGCCGCAUAGUGGUGGGGAUCUGUGCCAUGACGAAGAAGUCGCGAUCGAAACCGAUGGUUCAGAUCCUGGAGAGACUCUGCCGCUUUGACUUCAUCCAAGUCACAGUUUUCCCUGAAGACGUGAUUCUUGAACAACCCCCGGAAAACUGGCCCCUGUGUGAUGUACUCGUGUCCUUCCACUCUAAAGGCUUCCCAUUGGACAAAGCUGUGGAAUAUUCUAAACUCAGGAACCCUCUGCUCAUCAAUGACCUGGACAUGCAGUACUACAUCCAGGACAGGAGGGAGGUGUACCGGAUCCUUCAGGAGGAGGGCAUAGACCUGCCUCGGUACGCGGUCCUCAAUCGAGACCCAGACCAUCCAGAAGAGUGUAACCUGGUAGAAGGAGAGGACCAUGUGGAGGUGAAUGGGGAGAUCUUUCAAAAACCGUUUGUGGAGAAACCAGUUUGUGCUGAAGACCACAACGUGUACAUCUACUACCCCACGUCUGCAGGAGGAGGCAGCCAGAGACUUUUCAGGAAGAUCGGCAGCAGGAGCAGUGUGUACUCUCCUGAGAGCAGCGUCAGAAAAACCGGCUCCUACAUCUACGAGGAGUUUAUGCCCACGGAUGGAACUGACGUCAAGGUGUACACAGUGGGCCCAGACUACGCCCAUGCUGAGGCUCGUAAGUCUCCAGCUCUGGACGGUAAAGUUGAGCGUGACAGUGAAGGGAAAGAGGUCAGAUACCCCGUGAUGCUGACCGCCAUGGAGAAGCUAGUCGCCCGCAAGGUCUGCCUGGCCUUCAAGCAAACCGUGUGUGGCUUUGACCUGCUCAGAGCGAACGGUCACUCUUUUGUUUGUGACGUGAACGGAUUCAGCUUUGUCAAGAACUCCAUGAAGUACUACGAUGACUGUGCCAAAGUACUCGGAAACCUGGUGAUGAGGGAGCUGGCUCCUCAGUUGCACCUGCCCUGGUCUCUGCCCAUGGAGUCUGAGGACAUCCCCAUAGUACCCACAACCUCCGGGACCAUGAUGGAGCUGCGCUGCGUCAUUGCCAUCAUCCGCCACGGGGACAGGACACCCAAACAGAAGAUGAAGAUGGAGGUCCGCCACCCACUGUUUUUCGAGCUGUUUGAGAAGUAUGGAGGAUAUAAAAGUGGGAAACUGAAGCUGAAGAAGCCCAAACAACUGCAGGAGGUUCUGGACAUAGCACGCCUCCUGUUGGUGGAGCUGGGACAGCACACAGACUGUGAGAUUGAAGAGAAGAAGUCCAAAUUGGAGCAGCUCAAAACCGUCCUGGAAAUGUACGGACACUUCUCUGGGAUCAACCGAAAGGUCCAGCUCACCUACCUAAGGACAGGAAAACCGCAGGCGUCCAGUGGAGAAGAAGAUUGCCAUAAAGAGGGUCCUUCGCUGCUCCUGGUGCUAAAAUGGGGCGGGGAGCUGACUCCUGCGGGACGAGUUCAGGCCGAGGAGCUGGGACGGGCCUUCCGCUGCAUGUACCCUGGAGGACAAGCCGGUAACCGCCGUCUCCGUGGAAACGAAUCUCCGAUCGGGGACUACGCUGGGUUCCCGGGCUGUGGGCUCCUCCGGCUCCACAGCACCUACAGACACGACCUGAAAAUCUACGCCUCCGACGAGGGACGAGUCCAGAUGACCGCCGCCGCCUUCGCCAAAGGUCUUUUGGCUCUGGAGGGGGAGCUGACUCCAAUCCUGGUGCAGAUGGUGAAAAGUGCAAACAUGAACGGGCUCUUGGACUCGGACUGUCUCUCAGACUCUCAGAACCGGGUCAAGACCAGACUCCACGAGAUCCUGCAGCAAGACCAGGACUUCGGACCCGACCACUACCAGAAGCUGGCGCCGACCCAGAGUCCAUCUUUGGUGAAUUCCAUGAACCUGGUCCAGAACCCGGUGAAGACCUGUGAUGAGGUCCACAGCCUGAUCCAGAGCCUGACCUCCCAAAUCCGACAGAGACUGGAGACUCCCACAGCCCAGAAUCUUCAGCUGUAUCACUCUGAGUCCCUGGAGCUGAUGUUGCAGAGAUGGUCCAAAUUGGAGCGAGAUUUUCGGAUGAAGAGUGGUCGCUAUGACAUCAGUAAAAUCCCUGACAUUUACGAUUGCAUCAAAUACGACUCCCAGCACAACGCCUCCCUGGGACUGGACCAGACCCAGGACCUGUUUAGGCUGAGCCGUGCCCUGGCCGACAUCGUUAUACCUCAGGAAUAUGGGAUCAGUAAAGAGGAAAAGUUGGACAUAGCUCAGACGUACUGUGUUCCUCUGAUGAAGAAGAUCCAACUGGACCUCCAGAGGACUCACGAGGACGAAGCGGUCAACAAGCUGCACCCACUAUAUUCUCGUGGCGUAAUGUCUCCAGGGCGACACGUCCGGACUCGUCUGUACUUCACCUCCGAGAGCCACGUGCACUCUCUGCUCAACAUGUUCAGAUAUGGAGGCCUCCUCAACGAGGAGCAGGAUGCGCAGUGGAAACAGGCCAUGGAAUAUCUGAGUGCGGUGCCUGAGCUCAAUUACAUGACCCAGAUCGUGAUCAUGCUGUACGAGGACAAUAACAAGGACCCGUCGUCUGAGGAGCGUUUCCAUGUGGAGCUGCACUUCAGUCCUGGAGUCAGAGGCUGUGAGAGCGAGAGCGCCCCCCAGGGGUUCGGCUUCAGACCUGCCUCCUCUGAGAACAAAGACAAGCGCCCGGACCAGGGGAGUCUGGAGGAUUUGAGCCAGGACCAACCCGACCAGGCCCUUCUUAUGUCUGAGCCAAUCAGCAUCCAGCGUCGCUCUCCCAUGGUCCGCAACCGCAAGACUGGAUCUAUGGAGGUCCUGUCUGAGUGUGCUCAGUCUAAGGGAGGACCUCUAAGACUCUUCUCAUCUGGAUCUCGUCAGUCGCCCGAGUUCAAACCAAACCCAGGACUGGGCUCCAUGUGCUCGGGCCUGUUCUCCUGUAGCGCCCCCAACCUGCGAGAGUACAUCCGCGCGCACCACCGCAAAAACCCCAAACCCGGACUAAACCUGGACCAAACCAGGUCUAAACCCGGACUAAACCAGGACCAGACCAGGACUAAACCUGAGCCUCUGCUCCGAAAGCCCCCGCUGUCUCCUGGAAGUCUGCCCUCCAACGUUUUUGGGUUUGAAGGCUGCUCCAUGGUGCCCUCUAUCUUUCCUCUGGAGACACUACACAACUCUCUGUCCUUGAAACAAGUUGACGAGUUUCUGCAUCGAGUCUGCAAGACCCAAGACCAGGAUCAUAACCGGACUAAUGCAGUUCUGAUGGAGUCUCCAGCUCAUCUUCGAGCCUCGUCUGAAGCUUAUCUCCAGCAGUUCCUUCACAGCUUUGGGGGCGUUCCCUCCAGUGGCCCCUCUUCUCCUGUCCAUGAAAGCCUGGCCUCCAGCUUCAGCUUCAGCCAAUGACAACACAACAUCAAAAGACCAGAGUCCAGGGCUGUGUCCGAUUGUUCUCACUCUCCCUUACAGGGGGCACUAUUUAGGGGUCACACAUUUGUAGUUGUGUCUGAAUGUCCAGUGAGUGAAAAAUUAGUGCACUCAACAGGUCAACAUCGACAUGCCUUUAACUGGACACAACACAGAUACAACUAUUACACUAGUACUACUGUUACACUAGUACUACUACUAUAGUACUAUUACUGAUUGGACUGAAGCAGGUAGAAGCUCUGGUUAGUGGUUCUUGGAUUCUAAUAAUGAAUAAAACACUCUUAAAUAAACUGUUAUAGUGUAAAGCUGCCAGUGUUAGCCGCUUUACCCACCGACAUUUGGACACAGCCCUGGUCUCAGUGGGACUUCAGACUCUCAGGGUCUAGACCAGGAUCAGGACCAGGAUCAGGACCAGGAUCAGGACCAGGAUCAGGACCAGGAUCAGGACUCACACAGGGGCAUGUAGUGUUGAGUGCCCCCUACAGGACAGUGUUUUACAGACGCUUCUUCAUAUUUCUAUAUUUGAUAUUUUUAUAAAUUCAUUGUAAAAAGAUAUUUUUUGUGAGAUUUUCAGGGUUUGUUUCAUGUUUCCAAAACAAAACCAAAAUGUGCUUUUAUUUUCCAGCUUCAGGAUUUAAGGAGGCGACUGAAACACCACUGAAAAUGAACCAGUCCACCUUAAAGUCCUGUAUUACACAAAAAUGUGUGUAAAUAAAGCUUUAAUUUUAAUGUUGAAAAGACUGAAAAAUACUGCCUUAAAAACCAGACUACCUUAACACAUCCACAUCUGUGGACUGACAAAUACCAAUCCACCCUAAAAAAAAACA